Messenger RNA from Cottoperca gobio, 4385 nucleotides. Its product is annotated as E3 ubiquitin-protein ligase SMURF2-like. Gene Ontology annotation, cellular component: cytoplasm. NCBI's taxonomy places the organism in Eukaryota, Metazoa, Chordata, Actinopteri, Perciformes, Bovichtidae. Gene Ontology annotation, molecular function: ubiquitin protein ligase activity; SMAD binding. Gene Ontology annotation, biological process: negative regulation of BMP signaling pathway; protein ubiquitination; proteasome-mediated ubiquitin-dependent protein catabolic process. Bases 361 to 2688 code for a protein of 775 amino acids. The transcript has 20 exons. The record is from RefSeq and is a predicted model, not a curated record.
GCCUGCAGUUCAGUCACGACCAACUUCAGUUUAAGCAGCACGGGCAGAGUAGACGCCUGUCUGGAUGGAGGGUACACCAUCCUGUUGAUUUUUAUGAGCACCCGUGGCUCUCGGUGUGAACGGCAUUUUGGGACGUAAUUAGUACUUUAUAUUUUUUUUCAGGGGUCCCGUGGUAGUGUUAUUCCGGCGAUGUUAUUCUGAUACCAUUAUGCUGCAUACACAGUCAGUGUGAUUUGCUAUGGUGAUACUACAAGCUACCCCACGCUAGCAGAGGGAUUGUUUUGGGAGAUACCAUUUUGAGACUGACGCAUGAAUUAGACGCUUUUAGUAAAUUUUCAUCAAGCUGGAACACAAAGGGGAAUGUCUAGCCAAGGAGUUAGGAGAAAUGGCCCAGUAAAGCUGCGGUUGACAGUCCUGUGUGCAAAGAACCUGGCAAAGAAAGACUUCUUCCGGUUGCCAGAUCCUUUUGCUAAAGUGGUGGUGGACGGCUCAGGACAAUGCCACUCAACAGAUACUGUGAGAAAUACGCUGGACCCGAAGUGGAAUCAACAUUAUGAUCUAUAUAUUGGAAAGGCAGACUCGAUCACCAUCAGUGUAUGGAAUCACAAGAAGAUCCACAAAAAGCAGGGCGCAGGUUUCCUCGGCUGUGUCCGCCUCCUGUCCAACGCCAUCAACAGACUGAAAGACACUGGCUAUCAGAGACUGGACCUGAAUAAGCUGGGCCCAAACGACAAUGAUACUGUGAGAGGACAAAUAGUCGUAAGUCUUCAGUCAAGAGAUCGCAUCGGGACAGGAGGGCCGGUGGUGGACUGCAGUCGCUUAUUCGACAAUGACUUACCCGAUGGCUGGGAAGAGAGGAGGACGGCCUCUGGAAGGAUACAGUACCUGAACCACAUCACACGUACCACGCAGUGGGAGAGACCUACCAGGCCAGCGUCGGAGUACUCCAGCCCAUCAGGGCGCCCGCUGAGCUGUGUGGUGGACGAGAACACGCCAGUGAUGACGCCCGUUAAUGGGGCUGAGGCCAGCUGCCCGCAGGGCGUACAGCGAGUCCCAGAGAGACGGGUUCGCUCGCAGCGGCAUCGUAACUACAUGAGUCGAACACACCUGCAUACACCGCCUGAUCUGCCUGAGGGUUAUGAGCAAAGAACAACUCAGCAGGGCCAAGUCUACUUCCUCCACACACAGACUGGAGUCAGCACCUGGCAUGACCCUCGAGUGCCCAGGGACCUUAGCAAUGUGAACUGUGAGGAGCUGGGCCCCCUGCCACCAGGCUGGGAGAUAAGAAACACAGCCACAGGUCGCGUCUACUUUGUCGACCACAACAAUCGAACAACACAGUUCACAGACCCGCGACUUUCUGCUAACCUGCAUCUAGUACUCAACCCAAGUCCAAAUGGUUCCCGUGUGGCCAUGGACAGCCAAAACACUAACCUCAGUCAUCCGCCUCAGUUGAAGGACCAGGGUGGUCCUGGGGUCCCUCAGCAAGCUCUGUCCCCAGCCCAGCUGCCUGAAGAGGCAGAGUGCCUGACGGUGCCCAAAUACAAGCGAGACCUGGUGCAGAAGCUGAAGAUCCUGCGGCAGGAACUUUCCAAUCAACAACCCCAAGCAGGCCACUGCCGAAUCGAGGUCUGUCGUGAGGAGAUAUUUGAGGAGUCGUACCGGCAGGUGAUGAAGAUGCGUCCAAAAGAUCUCUGGAAAAGACUCAUGAUCAAAUUCAGAGGAGAAGAGGGACUGGACUAUGGCGGGGUAGCAAGGGAGUGGUUAUACCUGCUGUCCCACGAGAUGCUGAACCCCUACUAUGGCCUGUUCCAGUACUCCAGAGAUGACAUCUACACUCUUCAGAUUAACCCCGACUCGGCUGUCAACCCGGAGCACCUGUCGUACUUCCACUUUGUGGGUCGUAUCAUGGGCAUGGCGGUGUUCCACGGCCACUACAUCGACGGAGGCUUCACUCUGCCCUUCUACAAACAGCUGCUGGGAAAACCGAUCACGCUGGACGAUAUGGAGUCUGUGGACCCUGACCUCCACAAUAGCCUUGUCUGGAUCCUGGAUAAUGACAUCACUGGCGUCCUGGACCACACUUUCUGUGUCGAGCACAAUGCCUAUGGGGAAAUCAUCCAACAUGAGCUCAAACCCAACGGCAAGAGUGUCCCAGUCUCCGAGGACACCAAGAAGGAGUAUGUCAGGUUGUAUGUGAACUGGCGUUUCCUGCAUGGCAUCGAGGCUCAAUUUCUGGCUCUGCAGAAAGGCUUCAAUGAGGUUAUUCCUCAACACCUGCUCAAAUCCUUUGAUGAGAAAGAAUUGGAGCUGAUAGUGUGUGGCCUGGGAAAGAUCGACAUCGCCGACUGGAAGUCCAACACCCGUCUCAAGCACUGCACCCUCGACAGCAACAUCGUCAAGUGGUUUUGGAAAGCAGUGGAGACGUUUGAUGAGGAGAGGAGGGCCCGGCUGCUACAGUUUGUUACUGGCUCAUCCAGAGUCCCACUGCAAGGCUUCAAGGCUUUACAAGGUGCUGCAGGACCCAGACUCUUCACCAUUCAUCAGAUCGAUGCUAACGCCAACAAUCUGCCCAAAGCCCAUACCUGCUUCAACCGGAUUGACAUUCCGCCCUACGAGAGCUACGACAAACUCUACGACAAGCUGCUGACUGCGAUCGAGGAGACGUGUGGUUUCGCAGUGGAAUGAGAGACACGUUGGAGAGUGUGUUUGUGUGAACAUGUGUAACUGUGUGUGCAGGACUCUGAUAGACUAUUAUUGUCACUGCGACGUACCGACAGCCUCGCUCAGAGUCUGAUACGUGUGUCUUCGACCAGCCUGCAGUCUUCCUCUUCUCUCACAGCUCUCCACAUUCUUCCCUAAUCAAUGUUUGUUUGAACAGCUGCUACAGAGUCUUCCCCUUGUCAUUUAUUUUUAAUUCAUUUGUUUUUGUUUGUUUUUUGGUGUAGAUUGUGUGAAAUACGGAGCGCAAAUUAAAAGCUGCUGCGUUUCUUUCAACAGCUGUGAGUUGUUGUGAGGGAGCAGUUUGUUUUUGACGACUCCUUUUGCAUUCAGAAAAAGAAACUGCACUGCCUGGUAAUCUCACGUUUUAAUUUAAUCAAAUCAAGAAGCAGUUUAUCAAUUUACAGUUUAACAUCUUACAAAAGUGUUUUCAAAAUUCUCCCUAAGCAUUUGAGAGCAGUGACGUUCUGUUUUGUUUUGCAAUUUAACCUGAUUGAAUUGAUUCUUAUUAUGCUACUGAAUCUUUAACACUGCAGAUAGUCAUAUCUUGCCCUUAGUAGCCAUCUUAACCUCAAUCAUUACACCUUCCAAUCCUCAUGGCUGCAGAGUUGGUGUGCUUUUCUUGUUACAGCGCCACAAAUUCAUCCUACCUCAGUGUAAUGCUUUGAUAUUUGAAGGGUUUCAUUUCAAAAUGCUUCAUUCAGAUUAGAAAAUAUUUGAUUUUUAUAGCAAUGUGCCAUAAUUAGUUUGGUUUUCAUACCAGCAGUGAUUUUGCAACUGCAAAACCAUAUCAUUUAAAUUGUGAAUAUAUCAUUUUGAAAUGAAACUGGACUUGGAUGUGGGUCUGAUGUUUGGUGGCGUUUGUGAGUCGAGCUCGUUGUUAGAAGAUGAGGGACAGACUGUGGUGAAGAAGACGGUCUUAUUUCGUUUCCCUUAAUGACUGCAGUGUGGCCGCAGCUCUUCGAAACGUGUGUCUGUAUGUUUCUGCAUGUGUUUACAUUAGUAUGCAAAGAAGGUCGACAGUUUAUAGAUGAGUUCCCCAUACUAGCACAGUAUCCUGUAGUUAAAGCUGCAGAGCUGAUUUAACCUCACUUUCUGAGCACCGUUCAUAUUCCCUUUCUCUCAUUUACACAUUUGUCUCCAGCAGUUAAAAGUAUGCAUGUUUUUUUUGUAUCCAACCCAGAAUAACCCAACACACUUCCUGUCAGAUCAUAUGUGAAAAGGGCACAACUGUCCAUGGGACCAGGCUUGAUAGGAAGCUAUACAAGUCACAUCCUCAGUUUAAAAAGGCAGAAGUAUUUAUUUCUCUCUUUCUCUUGUCACUACAGAGCACUUUACAAACUGAGCAGUGAUGGCAGGAGUGCUUUCUUCACGUUAGAUUAAAAAUAUAUCAUGUUUAAUUUGCUAUGUGACUUCAUUAGAAAUAUACAGAGUAAAAAGUAUCUACACACCUGUAAUAUUUGAGUAUAUAUGUACAAAUACAUAGCUAUUUUGUAUAGGUUGCUUGUUCUUUCUGUUCAAUUUAAAUGCAAGCAUGUUGGUGUCUGUCACAGACCUCUUUGCAUUCUCAGGUGAAGUUGUCCUUUUGUUUUAUUUUUUGUUUAAUUUACAUUUAUUAGGCUAGUUUGUGAGAAGGGGUAAAACUGGUUGUAAUGGAAACCAUA